UCCUCGUCACUCUCCCCACCUGAAAAAAAAAACAUUAAAUUCUUCAUUUUUUUUUUCAAUUCCCUCUCCAGAAAUCAUCUUCCUUUCUUCGAAAUUCUUCAUUCAUAAUCAACCCUUUACUUGUCGGGAUGACACCUGCAGGAGUAGAAGUUCCAAGAAGCUUCGUUGAUGAGCAAAUGCAAGAGAAGUUAAGGGCAAUGCCCAAAGAGUUCCAGCCAUCUACACCUAAGGGACCAGACCCCAAGUGGCGAUACAUGUGGAGAGUAGGCCCCAGGCCAUCAAAUACCCGUUUUCAGGAACUUAACUCGGAGCCUGUUAUACCUGAAGGUUUUCCUGAAUGGAAGGAGACCAUGGACUCCUGGGGAUACAAAAUGAUAUCAGCGGUAGAGGCUGUUGCUGAAAUGGCAGCAAUUGGAUUUGGCUUGCCAAAGGAUGCAUUCACAGCCCUCAUGAAGCAGGGACCACAUCUUCUUGCCCCAACAGGAAAUCCAUUUUCUUUUCCAAUCCAGGGACCGCAUCUUCUUGCCCCAACAGGAAGUGACCUUGGACGUUAUGGCAAGGAGGGGACAGUAUUUGCAGGAUAUCAUUAUGACCUUAACUUUCUGACAAUUCACGGCAGAAGUAGAUUUCCUGGUCUAAAUAUUUGGUUGAGGAAUGGACAGAAGGUUGAGGUGAAGGUUCCUGUAGGAUGUCUUCUAAUUCACACAGGGAAGCAGGUAAGAGCCUUAGUUGUUUACUGCCCAAUUUACUGAUCUCUACUGAUAAAUAAAUAAUAAUGAAGACAGUCAUGGCUUGCUGACUUGUUAACAAAUUUUUUCUGGCGUU
Messenger RNA from Rubroshorea leprosula, 825 nucleotides. NCBI's taxonomy places the organism in Eukaryota, Viridiplantae, Streptophyta, Magnoliopsida, Malvales, Dipterocarpaceae. The record is from the annotation of a GenBank genome assembly.